ACAAAAUUCACACUCAAAUAUACAUAAAUAUAUAUAUAAAUAAAAGAUAUACUCAAAUAUAACAAUAUUCGUAUAUGCAUGUAAACUUAAACUUAAUAAAUCAAAAAAAGGAAUAUUGAAAGAGAGAACAAAAAGAGAAUGCAAGAGAAAAAGAAAAUUAUAAGAAAAAAAAUUUUUUUUUUAAAAUUCUGUUUUAUAUAAACAAACAACAAUAGGGUACUAUUGAAUAAACCUUCAAGUUUUUUUUUUUUUUUGAUAUAAUGGAUAUUAAAAUAAAAGUACAAUACAUACGCAAGGAAAACAAUCAACAACCACAUACACAAACUUAAAUGGAUUACAAAAAAAAGUUUUAACGAAGAGAAUAUCAACAAAAAAAUUGAUCUUAUUUCCUUUCUUUAAGUUAUGGUACCAUCUCCAUUACCUGGAAUUUCGCCAAUAAUGGCAUCAUUAUCACCACAAACAACAUCACAACAUAAUUUUCAUAAUCGACAGCAGCAGCAACAACAACAGCAGCAACAACAACACCAUCAACAAAAUUUGCAAACAUUACAGCAAAAUCAACAACAGCGAGAACAACAACAAUCACAAACAAAAACAAUACCAAGUACAAGUCAACGAAAUUUAUCUAUAAAUGGUGUAGCACAAAUGACACCAUCACAAAAUGGUAUAACACGAAAUGAACAUUUACAACAACAACAGCAACAUCGAAAUUCUUUACAUAGUAAGGAUAUUACAUCUUCAAAAGCAAUAACAAAUAACAAUAAGAGUAAUAAUAAAAAUAAUAAUAAAAAUAAUAAUAGCAAUAAUAAUAGUUUUAUUCAAAAAUCAACAAUUAAUUCAACAAUGUCAACAAAAUUGACAACACCAAUAUUACCACCAAAAUUAUUCAAUAUUGAUAACAAUAAUAAUAAUAAUAAUAGUAAUAAAAAUGACAAUAACAAAAAUGAUAAUUACAAUAAUAAUAACAAUAACAACAGUAAAAAUAAUAAUAACAACAGUAAUAGUAAUGAUAACAACAAAAAUAAUAAUAAUAAUGAAAUUAAUAGUGAUACCAGUAAUAACAGUAAUAACAGUAAUAACAAUAAUAAUAGUAAUAAUAAUAAUAAUAAUAAAAAUAUCGAAAUAAAUAAUUUAGAUAGUAAAAGUAUAAUAACAAAUUUUAAAAUAAAAAAUGGUAGUGAUAAUAGACGUAGGAAAAGUGUUAAUCAAGACAAUCAAAAAAAUAAUUUAAAUACAAAUGAAACAACAAAUAAUAAUAACAGUAACAAUGAUGAUAGUGUUACAACAACAACAACAACAACAAAAACUGAAAGAUAUGAUGGUUCAAAGAAACGUGAAAUUUUAUUAAAAAAUUUAAAUCUUCAUAUUGUUUGUAAUUUAUGUAAAGGAUAUUUAAUUGAUGCUACAACAAUUGUAGAAUGUUUACAUUCAUUUUGUCACAGUUGCAUAAUGAAACAUUUAAUGACAGAACAAUAUUGUCCGCAAUGUGAAAUGAUGAUUAAUACUGCAAAACCAAAUAUAAAACCUGAUACAACACUUCAGGCAAUUGUAUAUAAAUUAGUUCCUGGUCUUUAUGAAAGAGAAUUGAUGAGAAAACGUGCCUUUUAUCGUGACCGUCCAGAAGAAGCUGCAUUAGCAACACCAGAACAAAGAGGUGAAGAUACAGAAAAUUUAAUAUUCAGCCCUACAGAAUUUAUGUCACUAUCAUUAGAAUAUGCUGAUAUUGAUCAAAUUUCACCAAAUCAAGAUGUAUACGGUUUAAGAACUCCAAAAUACUUACAAUGUCCUGCCAUAUUAACUGUAGCACAUUUAAAGAAAUUUGUUACAAUGAAAUUUGGUAUUGAUACACAACGUUUUGAUGUUGAAAUUAUGUAUAAAGUUAUAACAAUUGUAUUAUAUGAUCAUUAUACAUUAAUGGAUGUCGCAUACAUAUAUACAUGGAAACGUGAAGCACCAAUGCGUUUCUUUUUUCGUGUUAAAGAGAAAACUAUAAGACGUCGAAUUAAAAAGAAAUUAAUUAAAUCAGAAAUUGAAUCAUCAAAUAAUACAAAUGAUAAAUCGUCAAUGAAUUCAACUGAUGUACAAUUAAUUACAAAUAAAAAAACAAAUAAUUUAAGUAAUAAUAAUAAUAAUAAUAGUAAUAAUGUUAAUAAAAAUAAUAAUGAAGUAAAAGAAGAAUUUUCCGAACAAAAAUCAAUUAUGAAAAAAUUGAUAUUAGUAAUUUCUCAUAUCAAUAAAGAAAUAAAAGAAAAUUUAAAAUAUUCAUAUACUUCGAAUACAAAAAAUUUAAGUUAUAAUAUAAAUUUAGAUAGUUUAAAUAAAGAUAAUGUUAAUUCUUCUUCUGCUAAACAAGAUUCGAGUUCAGUUUAUGAUUUUAUAUCAGAUUCACCACUUAGUUCACCAAAUCCAAAUUCAAGUUCGAGUUCAGUUGAUCAACAGAAGACUGAAAAAUUAAAAAUUACUCUAGUCGGAAAGAAUAAGACUCCAAAAAUAACAUCACCGAAACCUCAAAAUUCUAAUAAUAUUAAUAACGAUAUAUCACCGAAAUAUCAAAAUCAAAAAUCUAAUAACAAUCACAGUAAUUCUAACAAUAGCAGCAACAAUAACAAUAAUAGUAUUAAUAGUACUAAUAAACACUCCAAAAUUGAUAAAAAUUCAAUGGAACAAACAGUUACUGCUACAUCAUCAAAUAAUGAUGAGAAUAGAAAACCAGAAAAUAUUAAAAUGAAAAUUGAUAUUUCAAAACAGGAUAGUAUUAAAAUUAUAAAUAUGUCUGGACCUGAUUCAAUACCCAAAGAAAUUGUUAAAAUGGUUAAACCAGAUAAAGAAUGGAAAAUUAAAUUAAAAGGUGAUAAAGAAGAGAAACGUUCAAGUCCAUCACCAAAUACAUCAAAUCAUGAAAUAAAAUCAAAAAGUAUAAGUCCGCAAACUGUUCCUCCAAUAACAAUUAAAGCAAAGAAUAAAAGUCCGAAAAUUCUAGCAAACAAUAACAAUAAUGAUAGUAGUUGUAACAAUAAUAAAACAACAGACAAUACUUCCAACAUUGAUGAUAAGAAAUCACGUGAUUUGAAUGAAGAAGAAAAGAAAUCAGAAUUUUUAAAUGCAUUCUCUUUAACCUCCAUUAAAAAUAUAUCGCCAAAUAAAUUAGAUAUUCAAAAUGCUUCCAGUAGUACAAAUAGUUCACAAUCUUAUUUAUCUAAAACACAAGCGCUUCUAAAAUCAUCAAAGCUAUUACUUGCUAAUGCUAGUAAAAUUACUGAAAAGAAGAGAAAAAGUCGAGAUUUGAUGAAAACUUCAGCAAAGAAACAAAAAUAUGAAAUUCCAGAAUUGCCAAAUUUAAUUGAAAAGAAAGAAAAAGAGAAACAUCAAAUAAAAGAAAGGAAAAAUUCCACUUCAUCUGAGACUAUCUCUUUUAAAUUAUGUUCAUUCCCAAUUGGUAGCAGUACCGAAAAUACAAUUUCUUCAUUAACAAAAACAGAGUCACCAACUAAAACUACAAUAACAGAAACUACAACUACAGUAAAAGAGUCAUCAUCUAGUGAUGAUGUUUAUAAAUUUGAAAGUUCAAGUCCACCUUUAAAAUCUAAUUCUACUUCGUCAACUGAAUCAAAUGCCAUUAAAAAAUCACCGAAAAAUAUUAAACCACAAAAUAAUAUUCAGUCAGAAAAAGAUGAUGUUAUGAAAACAAACAAUUUGAAUAAAGAAACAAAAAUUAAUUCUGACAAAUUACCUGAUAAAACAUCACAAAAUUUCACGGCACCUUUACCUCCACCACCGCCUCCACCGCCACCAGCAUCAUCACCAUCAUCAUCACCGUUGUCAACACCAGUAUUACCACCAAAAUCAAACGCUUCACCUACAUCAGAAUUCAAAGUACCACAAAAGCAUAAUAUUGUUAAUAAAAUGUUAGCUGAUUCCUCAAAGAAGAAUUCUCUGAAGAAGAUAAUGCCCGCUCCACCACCACCUUUAAAACCAUUAGAAUCUAAUAAAAAAUUAAAUGAACAGAAACAACAGAAAUUUUCACAACAUAAUGUUAUUCAAAAUCCCCUUGGAAAUUAUCAUCGUAUUUCGCAACCAGGAUCAACUACACCACAUCCUAAUAGAUCAAUGUUAGUACCAAGUGGUAUUGCUAGUUCACAAACUCAACAAUUUAUUGCAGCACCAGGUAGUAGAACUCCAAUAGCCAAACGUUAUGCAAAUAUUUUACCAAAACAAAAUCGACCAAAUCCAUUUGCAAAUAUUCCAAGUGAUGUAAAUAAAAUGUUAAAAAAUUCUGGUACAGAAAUAAAACCAUUAACUGGUACAGAAUAUCCACCUGUUAAGGUGUAUGGUCCAGCAAUGAAUUUGAAUGGAUCAAAUACUAAUCAAAAUUUAAAAUCUAAUUCACCUUUACAAAUAAUGCAAAAUAAUCAACUUAAAGGAACAAAUACAACAAAAAAUAAUACAAAUUAUUUAAAUUUUGCUUUAAUGAAUUGUACAAGAAAUCGUGCUGUUGAUGUUUCUGUUGGAUACAGAACACCAAUUUAUACUCCCAAUUAUGCAUCUAGUUCACCAAUAUAUUCACCAAAUUCGCCACAAUAUGUUCCAAAUUAUAACAUUCCUGUACAACCAACCUAUAAGUAUACUCCAAAAACAAAUGCAAAUAAUACCGGUGCAGCUGCGUCAUAUUUACAAAGUGUACUGGGAAACAAUAAUCAAUUCUCAGGUUUAUUUCCUGGACCACCAGUAAAGAGAAAUGAAGAAGUAGCAAAAUUUGGAAACCCGAUGCAACAAUCGAUUUUGGACAGCAAUGAAGCUAAAAAGCAAAGUUUAGCAAUCGCUAGUAAAAUUACGAGUGCUGUUACUGAAAACAAAGAUGAAGAGCCGAUUGAAAAACGAAUAAAGGUAAAGUCGCUUCUUAAUUCAUGUAACAUUAAUAUACCAUCUUCUUUAUCAAUAACCAUUACCAACGAAGAAGCUGAUAACAAAACUAACAAUGUAGUCAACUCUAAACACAAGAGUCCAGUAAAUAAUUACAUUGAAAUAUUGAAGUUGCCGGACCAACCAAAUCAAUCUGAUUCAAUCUCAACAGAUAUUUCAAACACUAAAACAUCAACACCCACACCAACCAAAACUAAUGAUGUAUCUACGAAUUCUAUUAAUAGUUCACAAAAGGCUAACAAUUCUGUAACCUCACCUAAUUUUAGCUCGAACAUGCCAAAUACUCCAAGUCAAACGAUCUCAAACCUUAAUCAAAAAACUUCACCAACUUAUGCAAAAGAGAAAAGCUCAAAUAAAAAUUUAAUUUCUAACCACAAUUCAACAAAAACACCAAGUCCAGAUAAAAAGUUGUCUUUAAAUCAAAAUAUAAUUGGUGAAAAGAGAAAAUCAACAGAAAAGUUUUCCCCGGAGAAAGAUGGAAAAUUGCCGAAACUUACCGAUUCGAUUUUAAAUCAACCGGCAACUAAAAAAUUCCGUCAUAUUUUGCCGCGAGCCCCACAAACAGUGAACUCAAAUACAAAAUCACAAACUUCAACACCGAACUUACAAAAACCAUUACAAAAAGAUAAAGCGAUGUUAAAUUCUGCUAUGAAUGCUAAUUUCCAAAAAAGUACGCAAAAAACAACGAUUGAAACGUCGUCACAGGGAUCACAACCACUUAAAGGCACGAAUUUUAACAUUAGAACUAAUUUCCCAAACUCUCCCACCGGAAGUAUUAAUUUUAAUUCGACCAUUCCCCCACCUAACUCAUCACCAAAAAUGCUUACGUCAAUAGAUAAUAAAUCUGAAAUAUCUGUUUCAAAACCCGCAGAUUUUCCAAUUCAACAACUACAAAAGCAACAACUACCAAUAACAUCACAUCCACAACAAUCUCAACAAAUGCCACAAUUCUCGAAUAAUCUUAAUUUAAAUGCAAAUGUACCGACAGCAAAUGCUACAACAACAACCGUUGAUGUUGCCAAUUUCUUACAACAGGCGAUAGCUGCUGCUCAAAUACAAAAUUUUGCAGCGGCUGCUGCAGUUGCUGCAAAUGUGGCAAAUAAUGAUCCAACUGCUGCUAUUCAAGCACAAUCUACACCUAAUGGCUUAUUUAUAUCACCACAUGCUUAUACACCAUUUGCAAAUGGUUUUGGACAAUUUACACCACAACCAAAUUUCGGCUAUACAGCUUUUCAACAAGCUUUAAUGUUAGAUCAAAUAGCUCGUAUAGAAAAAGCGCAGCAAGAUCAAAAUAAAUGUCAGCAGCAACAACAACAACAACAGCAACAACAACAACAACAACAGCAGCAACAACAACAACAGGCCCAAAAAGAACAACAAGAACAAAUUAAAAAGCACCAAGAAUUUCAACAAAUGCAACAAAAUCAACAAAACCAUCACAAACAAUACCAACAACAAAAACCACAACAAAGAUCAAAAUUUGAUGAUAAAAGAAAGGAAAAAAAUUUAAUAUCACCCACUUUUGAAAAACAAAAUUCACAAAUACAAAUACCACCCCAACAAAAAUCCCCACAAUUAUUACAACAACCACAAAUGCAACAACAAUUUAUUCCGAAAUUCAAUCAAAAAGAUGAAUUAAAUAGUAAUACAAAUUUAAAUAUGUAUGCAAGUAGUACAAUUACAUCAACAACAACGGCUACAGUAACUACACCAGCAACGAUGACAACGCCAACAACAACAUCCACAUUAAAUGCAACACAAUCAACUGUAGAUACAACUGGGAUUACAGCAUUACAAAAAUUAAUUAAUAAUGUACAGAAUGGGGCAAAUUCUAUUCCUCUUCUGGGUCAUAACAAUAAUAAUAAUGUUAGUAAUAACAACAACAAUAGCAGUAAUACCAAUGUAAAUAAUAAAAAAGAACCAAAUGAAAAAGAGGCUAAAAUCCUUAGCAAAUUUCGAAAACAACAACAACCGCAACAAAUACAGCAACAACAGCAAAAUCAACAAUUGCAACAUCAACAGAAACAACAGCAACAACAAUCUAAAACAGAAAAUAAUUUGAAAGUCGUGCCUUCUCUUUCACCCACUACACAAACAAAUAAUAGCAAUAAUGGAAACAACAAUACAAUUGCCAACAAUAGCACCAACAUUAAUAGCAGUAAAAAAUAGAAUUUGAUAUUUCUGUUUUUUUUUUUUCAUUCCGCUUCGUUUUCGCUUUGAAUUUUUGUUUCAUCUCUCUCUCCCCAAAAAUUUAUUUAUAUUUUCUUUUUCAUACAUAAUACGUUAUUUACUUGUUUCAUGCAUAAAAUACACAACACAUGUGUAUGAAUACAUUGAAAAUAUACAAUAUAUGUGUAUUUGUAUUUAUGUUUAGUAUAUUUUUAAAAAUUUCAAAUUUUACUCAAUUCAUACGCAAAGAAAAAGCUGUUGUUUGCUGUAUUGUGUUUCCUAGCUAACGUCUCCGCGUUCGUUUCUUCUAUUUCAUUCCAGGUAAUAUUUUCCACACAUUUCGUGCUUAAUAAUGCCUUCUUGUAAAUAUUAUUUUCUUGUAAUAGUUGUCUCUUUUUUUCAUUUUAAUUUAAAUUUUUGUAUAGAAAAUUAUUUGCCAUUUCCUAAAAGAGAAUUAUUAAAUAUUUUUUAAAAUAGGUGCAAGUUUUUGACUUUCUAUUAUUAUUAACGGAAAUAUUAGAAAAUAAAAUAAAAUAAUUAUUAUCAAAAAUUUAUUUUAAAUUGUACCCAUACAUAAAAUAUUAGGAUUUUUGAUACGAAAUAAGUUACAAAAAUGGUUGGUAUUCUGUUUCAACAUUUCGCCGUAUCUGCUGGAUAAUGUGAUAGAAAAAAUUUAUGUAUAUGUAUAUAAUGUAAAAAAAUUCCCAUAAAAUUAUAUAAACAAAAAUUUGUUAAAUUUUGAACAAAAAAUUUAAUGUAAUUUAAAAAAAAAAAAGAAAUUUAAUUAAAAUUAAAUUAUAAGAAAAAAUGUAUACCCUAUUCCAUGAAUAAUUAGAAUUUAAUAUUAUUGACAAAAAAGGGAUAAAAUAAUUUUAUUUAAUUAAUAAAAUUGAAUACUUGAACGGUUAUCUAUUAUUUGAUUUACCGUACCGUUACAAAUAAAAAAUAAUUGCCAAUUAAGUACACGUCAUUGUCGUAU
Condylostylus longicornis is the source of this 8068-nucleotide messenger RNA. RefSeq names its product polycomb group protein Psc (gene Psc). The transcript is spliced from 8 exons. Lineage: Eukaryota; Metazoa; Arthropoda; Insecta; Diptera; Dolichopodidae. Gene Ontology annotation, cellular component: PRC1 complex. The record is from RefSeq and is a predicted model, not a curated record. Gene Ontology annotation, molecular function: metal ion binding; promoter-specific chromatin binding. The coding region runs from base 403 to 7089 and encodes 2228 amino acids. Gene Ontology annotation, biological process: negative regulation of transcription by RNA polymerase II.